AGCAUGCCAUCAAAAUUAGCUCAUACGAUGCAGUGUUCCUAUAAAUAGUUGAUCAUUGAUCUCUGCAGCAUUUAUGUAAUCCAAUCACUUGAAAUACUAGCAGCUAAUAAAUUCUCAUACAGACAGCUUAUACACCAAGACCGAUUCCUGUAUGGCAAUGUCAAGCUCGGCCGAGUCCAACAUAACUCUGAAACUUCUGAUCGACUCCAAGGAAAAAAGAGUCCUGUUUGCUGAAGCAGCCAAGGACUUCGUUGAUUUUCUCUUCACCCUUUUGUCUUUGCCAGUGGGAACAGUUAUCCGGCUCCUAUCGACAAAUGGCAUGGUGGGAACUCUCGGAAAGCUCUACCAGAGCUUCGAAAGCUUAAGCGACACUUACAUACAACCAAACGUCAGCAAGGACAUUCUUUUGAAACCCAACUCAUCAAUCGGCUCUUCUUCUUUGGCCACCCUUCUCUCGUUGACCAACAGUAGUGACACAUCUGUUGGUAAAAAACUGUACAUAUGCGGGAACUGUCGCAGAAGUGGGUCCGACGAAAGGCCGGGAGCGAGGUGUACUAAUUGCUCUUGUAGUUCCAUCACUACGGAGCUCGUCUACGUGGCUCCCCCACCUCCUGAUGCGGGGGUGUCGUCUGCUGAGGGAGGUUUUGUGAAAGGUGUCGUUACGUAUAUGAUAAUGGACGAUCUAGAAGUCAAGCCCAUGUCUACCAUAUCAAGCAUUACUAUGCUCAAUAAGUUCAAUGUUAAGGAGGUGGGUGCUCUUGAGGAGAAGACUGUUUCGGUUGGCAUAAAAGAGGGAUUGGAUUUGUUGAAGGCUUCGCUGCAGACAAAUACUGUUCUCACCGAUGUUUUUCUUGGGAAGUAGAAUGCGGACGGCUUAGGCAAUAUGGUCACUUGUGGCCGUUUGUUUUUUUUUCUUUUGAAAUUAGACCAUUGUGCUAUCUUUUGAGUUUGGUGUUUGGACUUUUAAGUUACAAAUUAAGUGUGUUUGAAGUUUUGAGUUUUCUUUCCGGUUUAAUAUUAGUCUGUUUUUCUAGAAGGCUGGCUGGCUUUUGUUUCUAAGACUGAGAGAGUACUACAUGUGGCCAAAAACAGGAGAGUUAUAUGUAAUUUUUCAUUCAAUUUAAAAGACCAAUGGUGGUGUUGAUUUGCAGUGUCAUAAUUAAUCUGGAAAUGAUCUUAAUGCAUCUUUUUUUGUUAUUAUUUUAUUAUUUAUUUAGAGUAAAAUUUGUUGCU
Morus notabilis is the source of this 1233-nucleotide messenger RNA. RefSeq lists its product as uncharacterized. The coding region runs from base 152 to 862 and encodes 236 amino acids. Lineage: Eukaryota; Viridiplantae; Streptophyta; Magnoliopsida; Rosales; Moraceae. The transcript has 3 exons. The record is from RefSeq and is a predicted model, not a curated record.